This is a messenger RNA of Peromyscus maniculatus bairdii (prairie deer mouse), 2860 nucleotides long. RefSeq names its product CD1d molecule (gene Cd1d). NCBI's taxonomy places the organism in Eukaryota, Metazoa, Chordata, Mammalia, Rodentia, Cricetidae. The record is from RefSeq and is a predicted model, not a curated record. Gene Ontology annotation, biological process: antigen processing and presentation, exogenous lipid antigen via MHC class Ib; antigen processing and presentation, endogenous lipid antigen via MHC class Ib; immune response. Gene Ontology annotation, cellular component: external side of plasma membrane. Gene Ontology annotation, molecular function: endogenous lipid antigen binding; lipopeptide binding; exogenous lipid antigen binding.
GAAACCUCAAUGGGGGCAAUACUUCCAGGUCGAAGCUGGAACAACUAUCCAUUACAUAAACCUUUUCUUUAGUAUAAGGGAAAGACAGUUGAGAAAAGUUGGUUGUGUAGCGGUACUGGUUAAAGCUGCGCUCUAACACUCAACCACGAGGGGGGGUGAGUUUGUAAAAGAGUAAUUAAUUUGCCAGUCCGGUGCUUCCGGAUUUGGCGAGCACUGAGCCAAAAGCCCCAGAGCCUUUGUGCUCAGGUGAAGAGUAAGACGCUGAAGUCGGAGCCUAGGGCUGUGCAGACCUCUCGCGCCAUGCGGUACCUACCGUGCCUGUUGCUUUGGGUGUUCGCGCGGGUCUGGGGACAAUCUGAGGCACAGCGAGAGAAUUUCCCCUUCCGCUGCCUGCAGAUCUCUUCCUUCGCCAACAGUAGCUGCUCCCGCACAGAUGGCUUGGCCUGGCUAGGGGAUGUGCAAACGCACCGUUGGAGUAAUGACUCAGACACCAUCAGCUUCGUGAAGCCGUGGUCCCGGGGCAAAUUCAGUCACCAACAGUGGGAGAAGUUGCAGCGUGUGUUUCAAGUGUAUCGAACCAGCUUUACCAGGGACAUACAGGAAUUAGUCAAAAUGGUGUCUGUCAUACACUAUCCCAUUGAGGUCCAGUUGUCUGCUGGGUGUGAAGUGUACUCUGGGAACGCUUCGGAGAACUUUUUCCAUGUAGCGUUUCAAGGAGAAUGUGUGCUGAGUUUUCAGGGAACUUCCUUUCAGAAGGCCCCAGAGGCCCCACCUUGGAUGGAGUCGGUCAUUAAGGUGCUCAACGGUGAUCAAGGGACAAGGGAAACGAUUCAGCAGCUUCUGAGCGACACCUGCCCCCAGCUUGUCCGUGGUCUCCUAGAGGCAGGGAAGCCGGAACUAGAGAAGCAAGAGAAGCCCGGGGCCUGGUUGUCCAAGGGCGUCAGUCCUAAACCUGGCCAUGAGCAGCUGCAGUGCCAUGUCUCUGGAUUCCACCCAAAGCCUGUGUGGGUGAUGUGGAUGAAGGGUGAGCUAGAGCAAAAGAGGACUCAGAGAGGUGACAUCCUGCCCAAUGCUGAUGGAACAUGGUAUCUCCGAGCAACCCUGGACGUGGAGGCUGGAGAGGAGGCUGGCCUGGCCUGCUGGGUAAAACACAGCAGUCUAGGAGGGCAGGUCAUGAUCCUCGACUGGGCAGGUGGCAGACAGUCGUCUGUGGGUGUUAUCAGCGGAGUCGUGGCCGUGAUAGUAGUGAUAAUUCUGUCCUGUCUUGUGUUCUGCUACGUCAGGAAGCGCCGCUCCUAUCAAGACAUCCUGUAGCUCUUCCUGACACCUGUCUCUCCUGAGACUCAGACCUUCCAGCUUCUAAGACGUUGGUCCUCAUCUGCUCAGGAACUGAUGAUGAAAGGGGAAAAAAACCCUUGAAGAAGUGAAGAGCAACCAGCACACCCUUUCAACAUUUAUUUCAAAGAAGUUAAUUUAUUUUUCAUUGUCUCACAAGUUUAUAAGCCCAGGUGGUUUGGAACAAACACAAUUGCAAAUGCACCUACCUGCCGAGAGCAGGCUGUGGGCCGUGUUUUAUGGGAUUUGCACUGAACCGGGAAGUACACAUCCUGCCCAAAUGGAUACUUCAGGGUUUGUUGGCAAAUGUCCAACUCCGACAUGGCUGUACUCUCCAGUUUUCAAGAAAACUAGAAAUAUGGAUUUGGGGUGGGGGUGACAUACAGAUUUUAAAAAGUAAACUCAAACAUUUGCAAAUAUUGGCACUGUUUGAUAUCUUAGAUCUAUGCCUGCUGAAUGUGGAUCUAAUGAUAACCCAAGGGGCUCCCACUCUGUGGCUCUUUUUAAAAAAAAAGUUUGUCCUAAAUGCCACAGUGACAAUUUUAGGACAUAGUCUCUAUUGUAAAUAUGCAUUUAUGACUGAAGGGUGUAUUCUCUUUCAAAUAAAAUUAGGAGGUCUCUUGAAGUUCUACUUGGAGCAACUGUAUUUAAAAAGAAGUCACAGUAUACCUAUUUUGUUAAACAAAAAAAAAAAAACCUCACUCCCCUUAAGAUAUUUCCCUAAAACAUUGCUAUAAUUUGCAUCCAGCAAGACCCCAUGUAUUGACAAUUUGGUUCUCAGCCCAUGGCGCUCUCAGGAAGUAGUAGUUACAUGAGCAGGUGAGGCCCAGGAGAAGGAAGUGGCUAUAAUGGGUUCAUACUGUCAUAGUGGGACACAACAUCCCUUUUGCAGUACCAUGAUUCAUUGACUUAGAAGGGAACUCAAGGACUUUUUUUUGGUAGUCUGAGAGAGAAAACAGCAGAGCAGGCAAGCUGGGGACCUGGGCAGCUGCCAGGAGGUGGGAAAUGGAAAGAGGGGUUAUGUCUUCAAGAGCAUCAGGAAAAGCAAACACCUCGAAAGCCAGAGUAGACACACCAGUUCUCUGAUCUGGGCAUUUGUGCCUUGUAAUUUUUACUGAAGGAGCUUAAAAUCGCUGACCUCUCUGGGGGACAAGAGCCUUGAAAACAAGAGCAAAUUGUUUCUCUUGGACUAUCAGGGAAGAAAUAUUUACCGUUAUUUGGUUUAUUUUGUAUUAUACUAAGGGCUUCUCAGGGUGUUCUAGAACUCAGGCUGUGUAUGAGACAAGAAGCAAGGAAAGGAAGCUUCAAUGAUUGUUGUCUAUCUCCCAUCCAGCUUCAUUGUCUUUGAAGCUAUUUAAAACCCCUAACAUGGGUGUGUCUGUAAUCUGGAAAUAAGUUACAAGUGGCUUGUGGAGAUUUAUCACUUCCUGAAAGGUUUAUCGCUGCUUUACAUUCAAUUUAGCUAUGGAAGCCCAGCACUUGGAAAUAAACUGGAAUAAAUAAACUACUUGGCAAUUUGUCAUUA